AUGAUUUUAACCGAGUAUGAUAUCCAGUAUACGACUCAAAAGGCCAUCAAGAGUAGUAUAGUUGUUGACUACUUAGCUCAUCACCCUGUAGAGGAUUAUCAUCCAAUGAAGUUUGAAUUUCCUGAUGAAGAUGUAUUGUUUCUCAAAGAAUGUUACCCCAGACCAUACCCAGACAAAGGCCCAGAACCAGGAUCACGAUGGAUGCUCGUGUUUGAUGGUGCUUCAAAUGCUUUGGGAAACAGUGUGGGAGAUGUCAUUACUUCUCCCACGGGUUUUCAUAUUCCUUUCACUGCCAAAAUCUAUUUUGAUUGCACGAAUAUAAUGGCCGAAUAUGAAGCUUGUAUCUACGGGAUUGAAGUCGCUAUUGAUUUGAGAAUCAAAUAUCUGAAUGUAAAUGGGGAUUCUGCUCUAGUUAUCAGCCAAAUCAAUGGAGAUUGGGAGACUCGUCACCCGAAUCUGAUUCCGUACCGAGAGCAUGUGAUGAAAUUGAUUCCAUACUUUGAGGAGAUCACGUUUGAUCAUAUUCCAAGGGAAGAAAACCAUUUAGCAGAUGCACUGGCUACUCUAGCAUACAUGUUUAAAGUUAAAUGGGCAAAUGAGAUCCCCUCUGUCGCAACGUGA
Molecule: messenger RNA, 621 nt
Organism: Lathyrus oleraceus (garden pea)
Lineage: Eukaryota; Viridiplantae; Streptophyta; Magnoliopsida; Fabales; Fabaceae
Exons: 1
Coding region: 1-621 (206 amino acids)
Molecular function (GO): nucleic acid binding; RNA-DNA hybrid ribonuclease activity
Source: RefSeq, a predicted model, not a curated record